Molecule: messenger RNA, 1002 nt
Organism: Striga asiatica
Lineage: Eukaryota; Viridiplantae; Streptophyta; Magnoliopsida; Lamiales; Orobanchaceae
Source: the annotation of a GenBank genome assembly
AUGGUGUUUUCAGGUUACCUCCUCUCCUUAGAUAGAGAAAGGGAAGUUCAGAUGAGCGAAUCGAUUUCCUCCGCCACCUCCUUCAUAGACGGCCUGUUCUGCCGCUUCUCCUCCAGGCACCCCACCGCCAGGAAUGCCAGCGCCUUCAUCGUCUCCACCUGGAGCUCCCCUGCCCCUUCCCUCAGCCCCGGGUCAAUUGCCUCCAUGACCCUCUCCUCGUCCACCAGCCUCCUCACGUACAUCGCCAAGUUCACAUCGUCCGGUUCCCUGCAGAAAUCUAUCGCCCUCUGGGCCGUCAAGAGUUCCAACAAAACCACCCCGAAGCUGUACACGUCGCUCUUAUCCGUUAACUGGUACCCGAGCGUCCCCUGCGCGCACGUCGUGACGUGGCUCACGUCCGCCUGCGCCAGCCUGGACAGCCCGAAAUCCGAGACCUUCCCGUUGAGCUUCUCGUCGAAUCUGCGGGACCGCGGACGAGUGGAGGUAUGCGAGCCCGUCGGCCGUGUCCCGCGCAAUGCUCAAGCGGCGGGUCCAGGAGAGGAGCCCGCGGCGGGUGGGGUUCGUGAGGUGGUCCGAGAGGGCACCAUUGGGGAUGUACUCGUAGACAAGAAGGGGCUGGUCGAGCUCGACGCAGCAGCCGAGGAGGCGGACGAGGCUGCGGUGGUUGACCUGGCAGAGUAUGCGGACCUCGUUCAGGAGCUGGUCGGUGCCCUUGGGGUUGCCGAGCUUGGCGCACUUGACGGCGACUGUUGUGGUGGUGGUGGUGGUGGUGGUGGGGUCGUCGAGGAGGAGGAUGGCGCGGUAGACCUCGCCGUAGCCGCCGGAGCCGAGGAGGUUGUCGCGGGAGAAGUUGUUGGUAGCACGUUUGAUUUGUUUGCCGGUGAAGAGUUUGGCGGUGGCGCCGCCGGAGUUGAGGAUGAGCUGGCGCUCGCGGGCGAUGCGGUUCUUCUCGUCGCGGAUGCGUCGGUGGCGUUUGUAGGCGAGGAAUGCGAUGAGGGUUGA